UAAAUACGUGUCUCAGAUGCUCUGAGUGUUUUAAAAUAUAUUUAAUAGUAUUUUAACAGUUUUUUAAAAUAAAUUUAAUUUAUUACUUACUUACAUAACAUAUAUGUAAUAGUUGUGUAAAAAUAUCACCUGCCACAUCACCUUCAUCACAUCUACUUAGUCACAGAAAGCACAACCACUAUGUCACAGUUAUCGGAGAUCUUGUCCAUUCAGAAGAGCCUUGAGGAACAUUUCACCAAGAAAAUGGAUCAACUCGGAGCCCAAAUUCAAGCAGCGGGACCGGUGAAGGACACGGUGGCCAAGGUUGCAGAGGAGUUCCGAGCCUUCAGGGAACUGAUCUACAGUGUGUUGGGUUUGCUGCGUAAGCAAAUUGCUGAGUGUGUUUCACACAUUGACACGCUGGAGAUGAGACACCGUAGGAAGGCGUUAAUUUUUCAAGGACUUCCUGAAGCUGAGAAGGAAGACUGCUCUUCCAAAAUAAUCCAUCUUCUUAGCAGUAAAUUGGCUCUGAGAAACAUCACAGCAGCGAACAUUAAAGUUGCUCACAGGCUUGGCAGUCCUGGUAAAGAUCACCCGAGGCCCAUUCUUGUGAGAUUCUCUAAUCUGGAGGUAAAAUCUUUGAUUUGGAAAGCGAAGACUGGCUUGAAGGGGUCCAAAAUCUCAGUAAAGGAAUUUCUGACGAAGACUAGGCAGUCCGUCUUCACUCAGGCACGGCAGCACUUCGGAAUGCGGUCAUGUUGGACGCAGGACGGCGUGAUUGUUGUUAAGGCCUCAGACGGAACUCGCCACAAGAUUACUUCGAUGGACGAGUUAAAGCCGCUCCUGGACAAGUACCCCACUAAGUCUUCGCCCUCGUCAACUGCUUGAGACCUUCUGGAAUGCAAAUAACACCGUAUGUAAUGAAUAGUUCUUGGAUAUCGAUUUUAUCUCAUUCUCUUUUUUUUAUAUAAAAUUAGUGAAGGUACUUACUAGUUGUUAGGUUAGAUUUUCUUAGUAAAGUAGUUUUGCAUGGUCAUGUUUGUUCUCGUCCUUUUUGUAUUUCUUAAUUCUGUACCCUCACUAGGUAAUUAAAAUGUAGCUUUUUUUUUUUUUUUUUUUAAUUCUUUCAUUGCAUGUAUCGAUCA
Molecule: messenger RNA, 1124 nt
Organism: Helicoverpa zea (corn earworm)
Lineage: Eukaryota; Metazoa; Arthropoda; Insecta; Lepidoptera; Noctuidae
Exons: 1
Coding region: 181-867 (228 amino acids)
Source: RefSeq, a predicted model, not a curated record